CCAUUUGCAACAUAUGAAGCAUUUCUACAUAUUUCGAUUAGUUAAUUCAUUAAUUUUUUUCAUUAAUUUAUUCAUUUAUCCAUUAAGGAAAUAAUAUUAAUGAAACUAACCCUACAGAGCAUACAGAGUAUACAGAGAAGAUUGUCUUGUAAAAUGGACAGCCUAUUGCAAAUUUCCUUUGCUAUGCACUGGAGAUGUCUAACUUUAGACUUUGUUUUUGCAGUUUCCGAAACCCUGCAACUUGAUCAUUUUGAAGAAUAUGGUUACACAUCAAUUGCACCAAGGGAAUACUGCAAGGACUUAAAACUGUCAAGCAACAAAACCCAAUUUCUCUUGGAAUUCAAUGAUUUUAUUGACAGGAAGUCACCCAAUCAUCCAUCUUGCAAUGUUACACUUGUUAACCGACUCUUACUUGAUGCUGGCUUUUCAAAUGAAUUGGUGCAGUACUGGAAAAAGCAAUCUCCCCAAGGAGUUCUUGCCAGGUUUGUCGCUACUGAUGGUGGAAUUACAAGAAUUUACCCAAAAAGUGCUGGGGAGGAUUGGACAGAAGAUGCAGAGACAUAUGAAGCAAGCUUUUACAAGAGGAGCCUGGAUAAUCCAUUUUAUAUCUUCACUGCACCAUACUUCAACAAUUCAGAAAUUGGUGUGAGUGGGUUUGAUUCUGGUAUAAUGGUGAGCAGAGCCGUUGAAAUUACAGUGGAUGGGAAACUGUUAAAACCUGCUGUUGUUGGAGUAAAGAUUAAUGUCACUACCUGGAUGGAGAACUUCACAAAAGCCACAAUGAGGACAGAUUGCACGAGUGAGAUAUGUGACUGUGAGAAAAACAACAAGUAUGUAGACUGUGUGAUUCUGGAUGAUGGUGGAUUCCUCUUGAUGUCUAAUCAGGAUGAGUAUAUCUCACAGAUUGGCAGGUUCUUUGGAGAGAUUGACCCCAGUUUCAUGAGGAACCUUAUACAGGUGCCUCUGUAUUCAUUUAAUAAGUCUUACGAUUACCAGUCUGUGUGUGAUCCAGAGAGAGAUACCAAGGCUGCAGCUGGUCUACGUUCUGUCUUUGUGCCUACAAUAGCAGAUAUUUUAAACAUUGGCUGGUGGGCUUCUGCAGCUGCAUGGUCAAUAUUGCAGCAGUUAUUUUUAAGCCUUACUUUCCCAAAUUUUCUAGAAGCAGCUGACAUUGAAGAAGAGAUGGCAGCUCUGUCAAAGAAAAGCUGUAUUACCGAGCAGACUCAAUAUUUCUUUUCCAAUAAUAUGAAAUCAUUUAAUGGGGUCCUAGACUGCGGAAACUGUUCCAGAAUAUACCACGCAGAAAAGCUGGCAAACACAAACUUAGUAUUCCUGAUUGUUGACAGCAAAGUGACCUGUCUGGCCUGUGACUCAAAACCAUUGAUUCAAGCAGAACAGCCAUCCGAAGGACCAAACCCUUGUAAGUUAGCUCAGAACCCUAGGCAUAGGAAAGGACCUGAAGUCUGUUUCGACAAUGAUGACAAUGAUGAGCCUAUAUGCACAACAAGUCGUGCCUCUGCCAUGGUGUCAACUCCUCUCUUCAUUUUACUGCAAGUUUUCAUGUGGUGUAAAGGGAGGAUGAUUCUGACUGUGGUGGGGUCUCUGCUUUGAGCCCAUCAUUGUGGUCCGUGAUUGGAAUUCAACUUGUGCUGCUUUGGCUCUUAACUGGAUCAAGACAUUACCCGUCAUGACCCCAGAAAUAAAGGCCAAGACCCUUUCUGCAUACAUUUCAAGAUCCUGCCAAAUUCUGUUUCCGAAAUUUUAUGUUGACAGGGGUUGAUGAAAACAAAAGAAAAAAAAAAUGACCCAGGAAGUAGAAGACUGAUCAUGUCCAUACCCUGGAGUAAUUUUGCCUGGGAAAGCCACUGACCUUUCAAUGAAGAAGAACAUUGAACGUUACUCCAUCUGAAGCUGAAUGCCCCCACAAAGGCAGUCUGAUUUUUUGAAGGAAACUAUUGGGGAAAGCUACUUCAUUUAUGUUGUGGUUUCUAGGUGUGCUUCUUUUUCAAAAUAAAAAUAGUAAUAUAAUUUAUAUUUUAAAAAAAUCCAGACUUUCAAAAAUGCAUAAAGACUUAAAUUGCUGCCCCUAGUAACUGUUUUGUUAGUAUUUUUGCUGAAUGUUAAUUUAGGGUUUUGAAGGCUAGUAAUUGGUUACAUGCUGUUGUAAAGUGUAAAAAUAAGCAUGGCAGAUCGCUCUUCUAAAAUAAAAAGAAGCAUAAACCCCAUUUCAGAGAGUUUACAAACACAGACUAAGAGUGCUGAUGGUUCCACACUUAAAGCAGCAUCAGUGAUGAAUUAAUGUAUCCUUUACCUGUUAUGAAAACCAAACAUAAAAUUAAAAUAGUGGUUGGUUGCUUGGUUUAUACAAAUAAACCCAUACGCAAUGCAUCAACAUUUGGGGUAGAUUUACUAAGAUAUGUUCUUUUUUUUUUUUCCCAGUAGCUAAACAUGAGUCAUGUUUACUAAAUGGUGUUUGCCUAAAAUGUAUUGAACAAGACAGUGUUGAGUGUGUCUGCAACACUUUUCCAAAGACUGAAAAGCUGUCUCAUGCAUAUGGUAAUUUGGCAUACACCCUUUCAAGAUCACAAGCAUUUGAAUCCCAUCUUAUAUUUCGAUUUUAAUUUUUUGUUAUUAUUAUUAUUAUUAUUAUUAUUAUUAUUAUUAUUAUUAUUAUUAUUAUUAUUAUUAUUAAAUAUGUAUUUUUUUUUUUACCAGCAUUUUAACUUAAAUAUAAUUCCUUCAAGUUUACCAAUAAAUACAGCUGAUAAUGUUCAGCUGUAUUGAGGGGCUUCUUGUGAUUACAAAUACAAGACUGAAAUGUACAUCUUGUACGAUGUCUUUCUUUUUAUUGAUAAGCUUUGCUUCCAUAAUGCAGAUAAUCUAGUCAAUCUACCCCUUAAUCUUGCAGUUCAUUUCCUUGAAAACCUCAAACAACAUAUCAGGUUUAUUAUUUUAAUUUAUUUUUGCUUACCAUUCUCUUUUCAUAAACAUUGUUAUUGACAGACAAACAGAAUUGCAUUUACUUUUUUGACGUGCACUCUUUGAUUAGCUGGUGAGCCUCUACUGGAAUUGCAAAGCCUCUUUCUGCUUACGUUUUUUCAGGUCACCUAAGCAGUUAAGACUUUUUCAUGUGUUGUUUAUUCAUGCCAAAGGGAAUCAAUCCACCACCCAUUCAAUCAUACUGUAACACAUCCAUUUAAUUGCAAUGUGAUACAUAUACUUAGAGCUGGCCAGACCCUUUUUUAUCAUUCUAAAAGCUUGUGAAUGAAAAUGUAUUUUUGUGUAAAUGGCUUUUUGGUUGUCAAGGGUACGUUUGCAUGAUGCUGCUGUUUGUUUAAUUUUGAUUUGUAUCUAUUCUGUUUGAUUGUAGAAUGUUUUGUCUUGCAAAAGGCAACAGAGCAGUUAGUGUUGUGUGGAAACGGAACAGUACAAUGUAACUCAUUGAGACCUAAACGUCUGUUGUGUACCUGAACAUAUUGUGCUAUAAACAGGCUAAAAGAAAACAUUCAUGCUUUACUACCUAAUAUUGUCGGUAAGAUUGACCCUUUAUUUAAUUUGAUUGAAUUUGGUGCACCAUCAUUUUUAUAUCAAUUGCUUGUGUUCAGUGACUUAAAUGAUGUAUAUGAAAACCCUACUAUUUUUAAAGAGUAUUUAUGACAAUCUUUUAAAAUUUUGCAUCAAAUUAUCAUCUUUGGUCAUGUGUAACAUUAAGUUAUUGAAAAAUGUUUCAAAUUAAAAUAAAAGGAAUUCGUAAAGUUACCCUUGGUCACCCUUUAUAACUGAAUUCUAAAUAAAACCAAGUGAUUACAAAUUGAAAAA
This is a messenger RNA of Acipenser ruthenus (sterlet), 3819 nucleotides long. Its product is annotated as voltage-dependent calcium channel subunit alpha-2/delta-1-like. The coding region runs from base 100 to 1611 and encodes 503 amino acids. The transcript has 17 exons. The record is from RefSeq and is a predicted model, not a curated record. Lineage: Eukaryota; Metazoa; Chordata; Actinopteri; Acipenseriformes; Acipenseridae. Gene Ontology annotation, molecular function: voltage-gated calcium channel activity. Gene Ontology annotation, cellular component: L-type voltage-gated calcium channel complex.